AUGUCAACGUGGUUUGUAACCAAUCACUACCCCUACUCAGACGAGCCCAUCAAGGCAUGGAAGUCCCUUGCAGGUGAGUACUUCGUCUGUUGCUGUGAUAUGCUGAGUGAACUCGUAGACCAACUGUCUCUCGCGCUCGACGACGCACACACACGCGACACGCCGGUACCCAAGUUCAGUAACCAGCGCAGCAAGCCGUAUGGGUAUACAUACACAUACACGUACACGUACACAUUUCUAACGGGCUCAGGCCUGGAGAUGGCUCUGAGUGGCCUUCGACUGGGGUUCAUGGCACUGGAUAAGACCGUCCCGUGUGCGCGAAGUGUUCUGAAAAUGCUGUUAGACGUGUUGCGCAUGUGGUGCUGCACGCAGCCGUAUCCGUUUACGGACGAGCCCAUCCGCGCGUGGCAGGUCAUUGAGCCGUUGUUGAAUAUGCGUGAGUUGAGGAUACCUGACGUCAAAAGUCUCCGGACGGUGUCACCUGGGCUAUUCCGAUUGGUGGUUAUUUCCGACACCCACGGCAGACCUGUAAAGGACCUACCCCCGGGAGAUAUCAUCAUACAUGCAGGCGAUUUCACCAUGUGUGGAGACACCAAAGAGGUCAAAGAGUUUGCGAACUGGUUUGGUGGCCUGGAUUACAAGCACCGCAUCGUGGUAGCUGGUAACCACGAGAUCACAUUCGAUAUCGAAGGCUACGAACAGCUGUGGCGGGAUAAGCACAAAAUGAAGCGCCAUCACAGAAACAUUAAGAAAUCAUUGGUGGAGCACGAGGGUAUCACUUACUUAGAGGAUUCAGGCGUUGACAUCAAUGGCUACAAGUUUUGGGGAUCACCAUGGCAACCGAAGUUCUGUGAAUGGGCGUUCCAACGGAAGAGAGGGAAGGCAUUGAAGAGUAUCUGGGAUGCGAUACCCCGCGAUGUGGAUGUGCUCAUCACGCACAGUCCACCCGUAGGCAUGGGCGAUCUCACUACCAGGAAGGAACGCGCGGGCUGUGUGGACCUGCUGUAUGCCGUGCAGAAGCAGAUCAAACCGCUGUACCACCUCUUUGGCCACGUGCACGAGGGCUAUGGCAUGUGGUCUGACGGGACAACUGUGUUUGCCAACGCAUCCACAUGCAACCACCGCUACCAGGUGGCCAAUGCACCCAUAGUCUUUGACCUGCCCUACCCCGUGGAGCCCAUGGCCAUGUCCACGAGUGCGGAUUUGGGUACGGGCAGGGAAAUGGACAGGGCAGAAAGAUUAGGCUCACAGUCGACAUCGCGGGGGUCGAGUGCCUCGUUAUCGGGGACUGGCCUACAGGAAACGCUGCUGGUUAUCCAGCGAUCAGCUACAUCCUUGCGUGCGCGAGCCGCGAGUGCCGGUGGAGACACGCCCGGUCGUCUGUCGCCCAUUAGACAGAAGACUGGCGCACCUUAUAUGUCCAGAAUAGAGCAGUCCGUGUACUCCGUAGACGCCCCGUUUACGGCAAAGACUGAACAGUCGGUCGACUCGCCUGAGGUGACUAAAAUAGAACAGACGGUGGACCUGCCUGCUGUGCCGACCAACGGCGAAGCUACUGGCCCCAGUGCAAACACCGCCACCAUCACAACGACUGUGACACACACCGAAACCACCACCACCACCACCACGGAGAACAACACCGAGGUGACCAACGCCAACACCAACACCACCAUUACACGCUCACAUACACACACGCACACACCCACGCCCGCACACGCAGUAGGUAGUCCCGCGCACAUGCACACCAAUGGCAAUACAUCUAAUACAGUGAUGGACAGUCUGACGCCAGACACGCGACGCAGAAGCCGUCCACACUCACCGCUGGCGCGUGUGAGAGUUGCGGCGGUGCGCAAGUUCUCGCUCAGCAGCAAGCGAGCGACGUACCCUGAUGGCACACCCAGAGGCAGCACCAGUAACAGCCCAGGGUCAACCAGAGGCACCUUGCCGCGUGAGGGGAUUGGUAGGGACGAUAAAGGCCUUGCACGCAACUAUAGUGGCGGUAGUAAUAUUAUUAUUCGCAGCACUCGAACUCAGGGUAGUCCGAGCGAGGGCAAGUGGCGAAGCAAAGGGAAAGAACUGGCCCAGAAGAUGCUGGGAAGGCGGCAGAGCUACGAAUCUAAUAUGAAUGGCUCAAACCAGACACUUGGCAUAGACGACGCAUACCGUGGUGUACGCAGACAGGUCAGCUCACCUGUUGGUAGUGUGGAUGGGCUGAGGAAGGUAAAGCCGGACGGAUCACCCCUGGACGGAGAUUAUGAGGAAGAUUAAUAUAUAUAUAUAUAUACAUAAGCACGCAUAUACGUAUAUGUAUAUGUAUACAUAUAGAAUUUUAGUGUGUGUCGCAUUAAAGUUACAAUUAGGGAAUUUAGAUCGCGUAGUGGAUCUAGAUAUCACUAGCUAUUUUUAUGUAUAUGAAUAGCUGCCGUUGUAGUAAGAGACAUUUCUUACACUUGUAGAAUAUGAAGUUAGAUUGUAUAGUAGCGUGUGGUAUGUCGUGCAUCGGUGAAUGAUACGAGGUGGAGUUCGACGGCAUACCCUUGAUAUUGGGGGGAAAGGAGUUAGGGAUAGUUGUCAAUUAAGGAGGACCGAUCGACUAUUUGAAAGAGAGCGAUGAGUUGGAUCUUGUGGAUGCAUGGUUUGUAUCUCUGGCGACUUAGAUAUGACGGUGCCUGCAGAGAGCAGUCAAAUUCUGUAGGCGGUGCGAUGAUGGUCGAUGGUUAUGUAAUCAAGUGGCUUGAGCACUCACCGCACAGCCAGAGAGGGCUGGUGACAGUUGGGGUCAUGGUGUGGUAAUGGUCAAAUAAUGAGGACUGAUGAGAGGCACUGCGAGGAUGUGUGGCUGACGGGCCUCAGUGAUGACGAAUAGAUCAGCAGAAAUGGUGGGAGCAUGCACCGGGACUCCAGAGAGUGCGAGAGCCUGAUGUGGGUGUGUGCCGUGAUGGACAAUUAAACAGGACUGGCGGCAGUCUGGCACUGCGAUGGUUGAGUGCAGGUGACAAGGAGUCUGUGUGGGCGCUAUUGCGAACGGAGAUGGGUGUAGGCAUGCCGGGGUGUGACAUUGCAAGUACUGAAUACUAUGUCUUACAGGCCGCUUACAAAUUAGUAUGAGGCAUGGUUGCCAUAGGAACCAUAUUGCGGCACUGUUGGACAUAGUGAGCAGUUUCGAAAAGCCUGGUGCUGAGAUAUGUUGUUGAGUCGAUAUAUGAUCGUUGUAGGGCCUGAAAUGGAUGAUAUGUAGGACAUGUGCGGAGAUUUCAGGGACCGAAUACGUUAGUAGUAUAGGAUAUAUAUAUAUAUAUAUAUAUAUAUGGAUUUGCAGGGGUCUGACCAAGGUAUCGAUAUAUCGAUGUAAAACGUCUACGGAAAUUUCAGGCUCUGAAUAGAUUAAGCUGCGGUGCGUCCCAGCGAAGCCUCCGAUGAGCCAGGAACACUGCACACGUGGGCGUACACAUGGGAUCUAUGCAGAUUUUAUUUAGGGUUUGAUCUGUGUGGUUGGCGUUCCGUGGCUUAGUUCAAGCCGUUCUGUGGGAUAAGCCCAGAGCAUCGCACCGGCCAAAUCGGGUCCUCAUCAGAACAAAGUGGUGCGUUCAAUGCCAACACCACCACCACCACCUGUGCAUACGACACCAAGGCACUCGAGUCCAACCCGCCAGUGGCUAGUAUGGGUUACACAGGCAUUGCCCAAUAGGCGGGACUGUUCCCUUUAACAACUGCGUGCAUAUUGCCGCCUCUACAACACACUCGCUGCCUGUGGGAUGCCUAGCUUGCAGCUCUACAUGACCUACACUCAAGUCUAUGUGGUGUAGUGCACGAGAAAAUCUCCCAGUGCGCACACCCUGAGACAUAAUCUUCGUCCACGGAUCAUCUACGGGUGGCAGCCCUUCCUUUGUUGACCACGGUGGGGUGUUUAACGAGUUCCAAAUUUCUGGGUCAUGCCAAUGCGUCUGGAGCGAGCAUAGGUGCUAUAAUUGUGCCACCACCGUACAUUCAACACCUACCGAAGGCAAACGAUUGAGUCAAUAUCGGCGCGUCCUCUCCCCGGACUCAGUGCGGGCUCGAAAUGAGGUACUGCAUGUGAGCUUGGUACGAACACCUAACGCUGUGUUGGUAAGGGUUCGUGUAGUACCGUGCCAGGCGGAGACGGGUCUCGAGACUAGUACACGUAUACGUACACGCACAGGAGAUCAUAAGUAGUUGUCUGUUAGAAUAUAAAAUAUGAGGCGGUCGCGCCAUGGGGCAUACGGUUUAGAAUAUAUUAUUGAAGUGGGAACAAAUAUGUACUAGUCCAAAAAGAGGAGCUUGUGUGUUGCUGUACACCAUUUUAUAACAGACGAACAACCUUUUCUAAGGACGAAUUCAAAGCUUGGUAAUAUAACCAUUCUAUAAGGAGGGUCGGUAGAUAUAGGGCCAGACUACUGUGUCCAUAAGGAGUGUCGGUAGAUAUAAGGCCAGCCUAGUGAGUCUCGUGCAUGUAUGUCACGUUGGGGGAAGGUCGCGCAAGUCAUGGGCAGUCAGUCACAAGCCACGGCAGACGACGCAUGACAUAUGCGAUUUGGAUAUGCUCAUAUGUUUGCCAUCGGCGGCUACCUUGGUUGAUUACAAGGACUCUGUAGAUCUUCAGCCAGUACUCGCCCGUGGUGAGCGAACUGGUGGGGCUGCCCAGAAGAUGUGCACUGAGAGCGGCUUUGACACCGCAGAGAACACAGCUGAUGCCAUGCUCGAUUAUCUAUAUUUAAAGUUGUAAAUAACUAGUAAUUCAAAUCUAAUACGUGUGCUGGAUAAGUUACUUCAGUAUAUAAUCUGUGCACCUUCAGAAAGCUACCUACCGGACUACAAGAUACAGUGGCUGGUAGUGACUAGUAAUUAAAAUCUAAGGCGUGUUCUGGAUAAGUUACUUCAGUAUAAGCCGUG
Messenger RNA from Sphaeroforma arctica JP610, 4911 nucleotides. RefSeq lists its product as hypothetical. Bases 1 to 2268 code for a protein of 755 amino acids. The transcript is spliced from 10 exons. NCBI's taxonomy places the organism in Eukaryota, Ichthyosporea, Ichthyophonida. The record is from RefSeq and is a predicted model, not a curated record. Gene Ontology annotation, molecular function: hydrolase activity.